Messenger RNA from Knipowitschia caucasica, 1806 nucleotides. The record is from the annotation of a GenBank genome assembly. NCBI's taxonomy places the organism in Eukaryota, Metazoa, Chordata, Actinopteri, Gobiiformes, Gobiidae.
AUGGGACCAGAGCAGGAGCCAGAGCAGGGCCAGAGGCAGGGGCCAGAGCAGGGGCCAGAGCAGGGACCGAGCAGGAGCCAGAGCAGGGGCCUGUGCAGGGCCCGAGCGGGGGAUGAGUGGUCGGAAAGACCCCCGUUCAUCCCAGAGGGAGCGCUGCAGAGGAAGAAGGCCAUGGAAGUGGACCAACCCAAACGCAAAACGGAGCGGGACCUCGAGGUGGAGAUGGGAGACGACUACAUUCUGGAUCUGCAGAAGUACUGGGACCUGAUGAACGCGGAGGAGAAGCAGGACAGGAUUCCGGAGGUGUGGGAGGGCCACAACAUCGCUGACUACAUUGACCCGGACAUCAUGAAGAAACUGGAGGACCUGGAGAAGGAGGAGGAGCUCCGGGAACGUGCGGGGGAGUACGACUCUGACUCCGACAGCGAAGACGAAGAUAUGCAGCAAAUCCGGGUUCUGGCCAAACAGAUCCGAGACAAGAGGCAGCUGCUGGUGCUGGAGUCCAAGGAGAAGGACAAGCAUGGGCCCCGCAUGCCCCGCACGGCUACCAAGGUGGAGAGGAAGCAGCUGGAAAAGGAGAUGGGCUCUCUGGGUCUGGACAUGGACGACAAAGAUGACAGCCACUACGCUCAGCAGGGACGCCGCUCACGCAGUCUGGUGAGGAAACGUAAGCGCGAAGUCUCCAUGCCCCCUACGUCCAAGACCCGCAGUCAGAGUGCCUCCAGACCAACACGGGACAAGUCCGGCCUCAGAGACCCCAAGAUGAUGAAGAAGGCAAAGACCAUGAUGAAGAACUCACAGCGUGGCAUGAACCGACAGGGCAAGAAGGGCGAAGCCGAUCGUCACGUCUUCGACCUGAAGCCCAAGCACCUGUUGGCAGGCAAGAGGAAGAAUCGGUUGGAGCAGAUGCGUCAGCAUCUGUCCCGUCUGCCCUCCAUCGACCCCAAUACCAGGACCUUGCUGCUGUGUGGGUACCCCAAUGUAGGCAAGUCCAGCUUCAUCAACAAGGUGACCAGGGCAGACGUGGAUGUGCAGCCGUAUGCCUUCACCACAAAGUCUCUGUUUGUCGGCCACAUGGACUACAGAUAUCUGCGUUGGCAGGUGGUCGACACCCCUGGGAUCCUGGACCACCCUCUGGAGGAGAGGAACACCAUAGAGAUGCAGGCCAUAACGGCGCUGGCCCACCUGCGCGCCGCUGUGCUGUACGUGAUGGAUGUCUCGGAGCAGUGCGGACACACACUCCCACAGCAGCUGGAGCUCUUCCACAACAUCCGCCCGCUGUUCGCCAACAAGCCUCUCAUUAUCGUGGCCAACAAAUGUGACGUGAAGAAGAUCAGCGAGCUGUCUGAGGAAAACCAGAAGCUGUUCUCCGAGCUCUCGUCUGAGGGCAUCCUGGUGAUUGAGAGCAGCACACUGACAGAGGAGGGAGUAAUGCAGGUCAAGACGGAGGCUUGUGAUCGGCUGCUGUCUCACCGUGUGGAAUCGAAGAUGAAGGGCAAGAAGGUCCAUGACGUACUGAACCGGCUGCACCUCGCUGUGCCCAACAAGAGAGAUGACAAGGAAAGACCCCCGUUCAUCCCAGAGGGAGCGCUGCAGAGGAAGAAGGCCAUGGAAGUGGACCAACCCAAACGCAAAACGGAGCGGGACCUCGAGGUGGAGAUGGGAGACGACUACAUUCUGGAUCUGCAGAAGUACUGGGACCUGAUGAACGCGGAGGAGAAGCAGGACAGGAUUCCGGAGGUGUGGGAGGGCCACAACAUCGCUGACUACAUUGACCCGGACAUCAUGAAGUUCAGUUCCGACUAG